This is a messenger RNA of Fraxinus pennsylvanica, 312 nucleotides long. NCBI's taxonomy places the organism in Eukaryota, Viridiplantae, Streptophyta, Magnoliopsida, Lamiales, Oleaceae. The record is from the annotation of a GenBank genome assembly.
AUGUCGGGUCGAGGCAAGGGCGGCAAGGGUUUGGGAAAGGGCGGGGCCAAGCGCCACCGCAAGGUGCUAAGAGACAAUAUCCAAGGCAUCACUAAGCCGGCGAUUCGGCGGUUGGCUCGUCGUGGCGGCGUUAAGCGUAUCAGCGGCCUCAUUUACGAGGAGACUCGUGGCGUCCUUAAGAUCUUCUUGGAAAAUGUAAUCCGUGAUGCCGUCACAUACACAGAGCAUGCUCGCCGGAAAACGGUCACUGCCAUGGAUGUUGUUUAUGCUCUCAAGAGACAAGGCCGCACGCUCUAUGGUUUUGGAGGCUGA